AGGAGCGGUGCGGGGCGGGGAGAGGCCGGCGGCGCCGCCUGCUGUCACUCUGGAGGGCGGCCAGCAGCAGAGAUGGAGCCGGGGUCCAGUGCUCCGUGUCUGUCCGCGUCUCCCGGCUGCAUCCCCCCGGGGCACAGCGCUCUGCUCACCGCCCUGCCGCUCUCCCCGGACGCGCUGCGGUUUGAUGAGGAGGAGGACGACCUGGAGGUGUUCAGUAAGGACGCUAAUCUCCUUGAUGGCAGUUCAUUCAGUCCACUGAUGCUGGCCUCUCCAUCAUCCAUGAUAAACCAGGUUAAGUUUGAGGAUGAACCUGAAGUCAAGGACCUCUUCAUUACAGUCGAUGAGCCUGAAAGUCAUAUUACUGCCAUUGAAACUUUUAUUACCUACAGGAUUGCUACGAAGACAACUCGCAGUGAGUUUGACUCUAGUGAAUUCGAAGUUAGGAGACGUUAUCAGGAUUUCUUGUGGCUAAAAAGCAGACUUGAAGAGGCCCAUCCAACUUUAAUAAUUCCGCCUUUACCAGAGAAAUUCAUAGUCAAAGGAAUGGUGGAAAGGUUCAAUGACGAUUUCAUCGAGACUCGGAGAAAGGCGCUGCAUAAAUUUUUGAACAGAAUAGCUGAUCAUCCCACAUUAACCUUUAAUGAAGACUUCAAGAUUUUCCUCACCGCUCAAGCCUGGGAGCUGACAUCUCACAAAAAACAAGGUCCUGGAUUGUUCAGCAGAAUGGGGCAGACAAUCAAAGCUGUAGCGUCUUCUGUAAGGGGAGUUAAAAAUCGCCCUGAUGAGUUUAUGGAAUUGGGAGAAUAUAUGGAAGCUUUUGGGCAGAAAAUAUCUGUAUUAGACAAAGUAUCACAAAGAAUUAUUAAAGAAGAAAAAGAUUAUUAUGAGGAGAUGAAAGAAUAUGGCCCUAUCUACACUUUAUGGUCGGCUUCUGAAGAGGACCUGGUAGACCCUCUGAGAGGGAUGGCGGGCUCCAUAGACAAGUGCUCCAAGGUCACCGAAGUCUUGAAUUCUAAGCUCUCCAACGAUCUGAUUCCAAUUAUUCAUGAAUAUGUUCUAUACAGUGAAACCCUUUCUGGAGUGCUAAGAAGAAGAGAUCUGAUUCAGGCCGAACUUGAUGCCAAAGUGGACGCUCUGGUGAACAGAAAAGCUGACAAAGAGAUUUUGAAGGGUGAGAUUGAAAAACUUGAAGAUAAAGUAGAAUGUGCCAAUAAUGCUUUGAAAGCUGACUGGGAGCGAUGGAAAAAAAACAUGCGGACUGACUUAAAAGCUACGUUUAUAAACAUGGCCGACAGCAGGAUCAACCAUUAUGAAGAGUGCCUUGCCACUUGGGAGUCCUUCCUUUCAUCUCAGUCGUGUGACGAACAGUUUGACGCACAAGAAGAGGAGGGGUCCUGAAUCCCACGAACAAGCCUUAUCUGUGAUAUAUACUAUUAUAUGUAUAGUAGUCCAUGUGACCAAAGAAGUGACCUUAAUUAUAGAAGGACCAACUGGAGACGGCUCAGAACGUGCCCUGUAAAUUGAGCACUGCCAAAGUUGAUUCUGUCCUAGUCUUCCAGGCACCAAAAUCAACCCGGUUAAUUAAGGAUCAAUUAUUCGGCUGCCAAGACUUUUUUGUAUGCAUGAAAGACACUUGGAUCAAGCUGUGUACAUCACCUAUUAUGUGUGCUCUUCAAUUUAUUUUGUAUUUAGUAAUUGUUUUAAGCAUAAUGUAAAAGAAAACCUUUUAAUUAAAGUGUUUAAUG
Bufo bufo (common toad) is the source of this 1745-nucleotide messenger RNA. RefSeq names its product sorting nexin 7 (gene SNX7). Gene Ontology annotation, molecular function: phosphatidylinositol binding. Bases 73 to 1398 code for a protein of 441 amino acids. The record is from RefSeq and is a predicted model, not a curated record. The transcript has 9 exons. NCBI's taxonomy places the organism in Eukaryota, Metazoa, Chordata, Amphibia, Anura, Bufonidae.